Messenger RNA from Naumovozyma castellii, 2037 nucleotides. It is a transcript of the gene BDF1, whose product is annotated as chromatin-binding protein BDF1. Bases 1 to 2037 code for a protein of 678 amino acids. The transcript has a single exon. The record is from RefSeq and is a predicted model, not a curated record. Lineage: Eukaryota; Fungi; Ascomycota; Saccharomycetes; Saccharomycetales; Saccharomycetaceae.
AUGCUAAUGAACCAAGAAGAUACAUCCGUCAUGGACCUCGGCGGCAACGACAACACUUCAAGUUUGCCACCGCAACACAACGAACAUGAACAACGACCUCUGUCUGCAUCCAUGUCCCUAGAGAAGGAUGCCAUCGUUCCUCGUUCCCCCGUCUCAGAGCCUCUGGAGGACCCAAAUAACAGUAGCAAUAAUAUCGACUCCUUGGAGAAUGCUACCUCUCUCAAGAGAACCAUAGAUGAAGUCGAGGGCAACCUGGAGACACACGAGCCAACUCCUCAACCUACAGCAACACCUGUCGCUGCUGUCCUGGAGGAAAACGAAGCCAAGAAACCAAAAUUGGAAGAACAACAGCCUGCAGUAGUCGAACCUCCUAAGGUCCCUGCUCCUGCACCACCACAAGAACCAGAUAUGAACAAUCUACCGGCUGACCCAAUCCCCAAACAUCAACAGAAACAUGCACUAAUGGCCAUCAAAGCGGUAAAACGUUUAAAAGAUGCAAGACCUUUCUUACAACCGGUCGAUAUCGUCGCUUUAAACAUUCCAUUAUAUUACAAUUACGUAAAGAGACCCAUGGAUCUUUCCACCAUUGAAAAAAAAUUGAAUGUUAAUGCUUACGCUACCCCGGAACAAAUAACUGAAGAUUUUAAUUUGAUGGUAAGUAAUAGUAUCGCCUUUAAUGGGCCUACCGCAGUUAUUUCACAAAUGGCUAGAAAUAUUCAAGCCGCUUUUGAAAAACAUAUGCUAAAUAUGCCUGCAAGAGACGCCCCCAUGCCACCUCCAACAAAGAAAAACUCACGGAAGGGUAAAUCGGGCGCCAAUGCAGAUUCAGAUACUCCAAUUGUGAUAAGACGUGCGCAAACACAUAAUGGGAGACCGAAGAGAGAAAUUCAUCCACCUAAAUCCAAGGAUAUUUACCCUUAUGAAAAUAAGAGACCAAAAUCUAAAAGAUUGCAAUUGGCUAUGAAAUUUUGUCAAUCUGUCAUUAAGGAAUUGACAAACAAGAAAUACGCAUCUUUUAAUUACCCAUUCUUGGAACCAGUCGAUCCUGUCGCAUUAAAUUUACCCACUUAUUUCGAUUACGUUAAGGAACCUAUGGAUUUAGGUACCGUUGCAACCAAAUUGAGUAAUUGGGAAUAUCAAUCCAUGGAUGAUUUUAAGAAGGAUGUAGAUUUGGUCUUCAAGAAUUGUUAUGCAUUUAACCCAGAUGGAACCAUCGUUAACAUGAUGGGUCAUCGUCUGGAGGAAGUCUUUGUCUCCAAAUGGGCAGAUAGACCAAAUAUUGAUGAAAUGCCCGAUUCAGAAGAUGAAGAUACAGGGUAUGGAUCAUAUGAUGACGAUGAAGAAGAUUUUGAAGAUGAUGAAAUUGAUGAAACAAUGAUCACCAACCCAGCAAUUCAAUAUUUGGAGGAACAAUUAGCCAGAAUGAAAGUAGAAUUACAACAGUUGAAAAAUCAAGAACUGGAAAGAAUUAGAAAGGAUAGAAGAAUUGUUCGUGGUGCUAAGAAACAUCGUAAUAAGAGAUCAAAGAAGAAAAAUGGUAAGAAAGACAAGAAGGGAAGAUUGGAAACAGUGGUCACUUAUAAUAUGAAGAAAGUAAUAAUGGAAAAUAUUGGUGCCUUACCACCUGCCAAAUAUGAAAGAGCUUGUGAUAUUAUAAGUAAAUCCAUGCCACACCUAUCAAAUGAUGAAGAAGUGGAUUUGGAUACUUUGGAUAAUGAAACAAUCCUAACAUUAUACAACACAUUCUUUAGAGAAUUCCCAAUUUCUUCUCCGGUGAAUUAUGUCUCUCCAACUGGCUCCAAUGAAGCACUAUCUCCUACAUCAACCACUGGUAAGAAGAGAAGAUCAAAGGCUUUAAGCCAGGAAGAACAGAAUAGAAAAAUUGAAAAGAUCAAAAGUAAACUCGCCAUCCUUGACCAUGCAUCUCCACUAAGUCAAAAUGGUUCUCCUACCACUCCUGGAUACAAUAGAAAUCUAGGUGCUUACUCCUCUUCCUCAUCAGAUGAUGAUGUUAGUAGUGAAAGUGAAGAAGAAUGA